Molecule: messenger RNA, 2229 nt
Organism: Coturnix japonica (Japanese quail)
Lineage: Eukaryota; Metazoa; Chordata; Aves; Galliformes; Phasianidae
Source: RefSeq, a predicted model, not a curated record
AGGCAAAUGAUGAUUUUCAAAGGCAGGACAGAAUUAAGAGACUAUUUAGUGUCAACUCUUAGAUACCUAAGACAUGUUCAAAAAAUACAUUUAGUCAUCAACAUAAGAACAAAUCAAAAGAAGUGAUAAAGAUUCAAUGGUUGAUAUUCCUCAUCAUCAAUCACAAAACAAAGAAUCUUGGGCAGAUAAUUUGGACAAAAAUAUACUGGUAAUUAUGAGAAAAUGAGUAUGAAAGUCUGUGAAUUUAUGUUUUACACAAAAAUCACCUCCCUUCCCAUAAGAUCUCACAGUGAGCUUUACUACGCUGGCUCUGCACACUUGCAACAUAAUUUCAUACGUGGAACUGGAAACCAGGCAUCAGGUCAGAUUCAACUAUCUCCCUCUGUUUUUCUCCCUGUAGAUGCCAUGUGAAGGCUGCAUGGAGAGGGACAAUGAAAGCACUGAUGCAACCAUAGAGUUCCACCUUCUUGGCUUCUCUGAGCUGUUCUGUCUGCGGGUUCUCCUCUUGCUUAUCUUUCUCAUCAUCCAUUUGGUCACACUGGCAGGGAAUAUGAUGAUCUUCAUAGCUGUGUUUAUGGAGCAUACUCGUUCUCCCAUGCUUUUCUUCCUCUGUCAGCUCUCUCUCAUUGAGCUUUGCUACACCUUAGUCAUUGUCCCUAAAGCACUCCUUGGCCUGACGGUAAUGAAAGGCAUCACCAUUUCCUUCAUAGGCUGUGCAGCCCAGAUGUACCUUUUUGUGGGACUCGGUGGAACUGAAUGCUUUCUCCUGGCAGCCAUGUCCUAUGACCGCUACGUUGCCAUCUGCAAGCCCCUGCACUACACAGUGGUGAUGAGCGAGGGGCUCUGUCUUAGGCUGUCCAUAGCAUGCUGUCUGGGAGGCUUUGCUGUUGCCCUAGGGUUGACGGUGUCUGUUUUCCACUUACCUUUUUGUCAGUCACAUCACAUCAACCACUUCUUCUGUGAUGUCCCUGCAGUGCUGCACCUGGCCUGCAUACACAGCUACACUUCCGAGCUUCCCAUGCUGGCUGCCUGCGUGCUCCUCCUGCUACUUCCCUUCCUCCUGAUCCUGACCUCUUAUUUGUGUAUUGCUGCUGUUUUGCUACGUAUCACUUCCUCCUUCAGAAGAGGCAAGGCCUUUUCCACCUGCUUUUCACACUUGGUCAUCACCUUGCUACACUACGGAUGUGCCUCCUUCAUGUACAUUCGUCCUAAGUCCAGUUACUCACCAGCUCGAGACAAGAUGGUUUCUCUAGUCUACACCAAUAUUACUCCAUUACUAUACCCCCUUAUUUAUAGCUUGAGGAACAAGGAAAUCAGAGGAGUCCUAAGGAAAAUGUUGAGGAGAAAGAGAAUAACUCAGCUGAACUGGGGUAUUACCAGGGCUGUUACACGUGUGAACUAAAUUUUAGGAGGCCAAAUGUUCUUGUUGGAAAUGCAGUCCUGUAACUGGGCUAGGCCAAGAUUAUCUAUAGACUUCACUGCAGUAAAUAUCCAGGCAGAACACAACAUGCACUGAUGUAUUCUUGACAAAAUGACAUCUGAGCCUCCAAAGAAAAAAGGAAGAAGGAAAAGGAACAACAACAACAAAAGCCUUUAACGUAACACUGCUUAAAGGGAAAAGCUGUACCAAUUUGUGAGUAAAAAGAACUCUCAUCAGUUUAUGGUAUCACUUCUGUGAUCACAUAUAUACCCAUACUUACAUAUCCAGUUAUCUAUCUCAGCAUGCUCAGAAGAUCAGCGCAGAAUUAUGUAACGCUGCUGACUUGUUUUCUUUACUUUCCUAUGAAGAUGCAAGUAGAUACUGGAAACUGGGAACUCAAUAAAUAUUUUUAGUCUGGUAAGUUUUCCAGCACAAAAAUCACGAAGGACAAUAUUAGAAGGUUACAGAAAGAAAUACUGUGCUAUAAAAGAAAUGGAAAUGAAGCCAUGUUUUGCUCCAAAUUCAGCAGAAGGUUGCACUUCUAACAUUCCAUCACAAGCAAAAAGAUCAUUAGUAUAAUCUCAUCUUACUUUGAAUUAUUCUAGGUAAUGAAAAUGAAAGUGCCACUGAUUUGACAGGAGUUUGACUUUCCUAUGAGUGUCUUACGGGAAAAACAUUUCCCUUUAUAGGGAGACGCUUCAGGUUUAGACUGUUCCUAUGGUAACACAAAGACUCAGAUGCAGGUCUUAUCAUGUAACUUUUAUCAGGAAAGACUGCAUCAUGUAAAUAAGGAUGCCUGAGGACUGUUA